Molecule: messenger RNA, 1632 nt
Organism: Macaca mulatta (Rhesus monkey)
Lineage: Eukaryota; Metazoa; Chordata; Mammalia; Primates; Cercopithecidae
Gene: TIMP4
Product: TIMP metallopeptidase inhibitor 4
Biological process (GO): response to cytokine; negative regulation of membrane protein ectodomain proteolysis; response to hormone
Cellular component (GO): extracellular matrix
Molecular function (GO): protease binding; metalloendopeptidase inhibitor activity
Source: RefSeq, marked provisional
GCUCAGCAAGGGGUCCGUCCUUCUCUGUCACUGUCUCUUUUGCCUGUUGUAAUUCUGUCUGCCUCUCUGGGACUCUGCCUGUCUCACUCUUUCUGUCUGUGCCUCUCCUCACUCUUGUUCUUUCUGCCUGAAUCACAGCCCUCAGUCUUUCUGUCCUCAUGCAUUUGUCUUUGUGGCUCUUUCCAUUUUUCUGCCCUUGACACCAUCCCCUCUCCCAGCGCUUUCCCUUUACUUCCAGAGCGCUUCAUGACUUAGGCAGGGAAACAGAGGCCAGGGCCUCUUUCCUGGCUUCCCUCUGCAUCUUACUGAGUAUGCAGGUCGGAAGAGCCUCGGGUCCUGCCGCCGCGGGUGGCCUAGAGCCAAAGGAAGGCGGAGCCCAUCGGGGCGGGAUUGGCCCUUAGGGCCACCUCAUAAAGCCUGGGGCGAGGGGCACGACGGCCUUGGGAAGGAGCCCUGCUGGGGCUGUUCGGUCUGACAGACCUCACAGGCUCAGUCGGGCUCUGCAGUGUCAUGCCUGGGAGCCCCCGGCCCGCGCCGAGCUGGGCGCUGUUGCUGCGGCUGCUGGCGUUGCUGCGGCCCCCGGGGCUGGGCGAGGCAUGCAGCUGCGCCCCGGCGCACCCUCAGCAGCACAUCUGCCACUCGGCACUUGUGAUUCGGGCCAAAAUCUCCAGUGAGAAGGUAGUUCCUGCCAGUGCAGACCCUGCUGACACUGAAAAAAUGCUCCGGUAUGAAAUCAAACAGAUAAAGAUGUUCAAAGGGUUUGAGAAAGUCAAGGAUGUUCAGUAUAUCUAUACACCUUUUGACUCUUCCCUCUGUGGUGUGAAACUAGAAGCCAACAGCCAGAAGCAGUACCUCUUGACUGGUCAGGUCCUCAGUGAUGGAAAAGUCUUCAUCCAUCUGUGCAACUACAUCGAGCCCUGGGAGGACCUGUCCUUGGUGCAGAGGGAAAGUCUGAAUCAUCACUACCAUCUGAACUGUGGCUGCCAAAUCACCACCUGCUAUACAGUACCCUGUAUCAUCUCGGCCCCUAAUGAGUGCCUCUGGACAGACUGGCUGUUGGAACGAAAGCUCUAUGGUUACCAGGCUCAGCAUUAUGUCUGUAUGAAGCAUGUUGACGGCACCUGCAGCUGGUACCGGGGCCACCUGCCUCUCAGGAAGGAGUUUGUUGACAUCAUCCAGCCCUAGUAGGGACCAGUGACCAUCACAUCCCUUCAAGAGUCCUGAAGAUCAAGCCGGUUCUCCUCCCCUGCAGAGCUUUGGCCAUUACCACUUGACUUCUUGCUGCCAGCUAAUAAGAAGUGCCAAGUGGACGGUCUGGCCACUGUCAGGGCAGGGAAGGGGCCAUGACUUUUCUGCCCUGCCCUCAACCUGUCGCCCCUGCCUCCCAAACCCCAUUAGUCUAGCCUUGUAGCUGUUACUGCAAGUGUUUCUUUUGGCUUAGUUUGUUUUCUAAAGCCAGGAUUAUUCUCUUUCCUCCCAAGGAAAACAUGUUUUCCUUUGUCUUAAUCGAUCUGGUAGGGGAGAAAUGGUGAAUGUCAUACAUAUGAGAUGGUAUAUCCUUGUGAUGUACAAUACCAGAAGGUGGGUUGACAACAUCAUAAACAGACUGACUGGCAGGAAUGAAAACAACAA